Molecule: messenger RNA, 348 nt
Organism: Candidozyma pseudohaemuli
Lineage: Eukaryota; Fungi; Ascomycota; Pichiomycetes; Serinales; Metschnikowiaceae
Exons: 1
Coding region: 1-348 (115 amino acids)
Biological process (GO): vacuolar proton-transporting V-type ATPase complex assembly
Cellular component (GO): endoplasmic reticulum membrane
Source: RefSeq, a predicted model, not a curated record
AUGGCUUUCAUCACAGAACUUUGGCAAUCGGUUUUCACACCGGGCCCCACGCCUGCGCUUAUGAAGGCACUCCAUGCUUCAUUUGUGUUGCUUUUCAUCUCCCUCUUCUGGUUGAUCUAUGUCACCAGAUCGAUCCACUACAUAAAUUUGCUGGUGAUUGCCCUUCUUUUAUAUGGAACCGUUAUUUGGUUUGUCAAUGAGUUGGAAAAGGAGAAGCUCAAGACGAACGAGGAACUUCUCAAGGAAGGCGAAGGUGAGAAGGACGCUGCCCCAGAGUCUGGGGUAAAGAAGGCAGAAUCGCUGGGAUCCGAGCCUCAAGCUGCUCCUGUCAGAAAGAGAAAAGUCUAA